CCACUUGUGGUGUCACUCCGAGCUGCCACGGACACACACAAGUUUCAUCAGUCAUGUCAGUUGCUCUGUUGCUGCUCUUCAACUUCCUUAUUCACGCGUCAGUCCCGUUUCCUCUUUCAGCAACCGAUCGUACUCUGGUUCAUGCUGUUUGGAUAAGUCUGCUAUUUCGCCACGAGAGAAAGCAAGAUAAAUCUGCAUUUUAUGAAGCAAUGUAAAUGAAAGCCUCUGCUGGAAUUGAGCUGUGUUCAGUUUAAAAGACUGGUGGAGGAUUUGUGAGCAGUGGAGCUUCUGCAAGACUGCGUUAAUGCACUUCGGUUCAGGGGGAGAGAGAGGCCGCAGAGUGAAAUGGUGACGGUCACGUCCGUCUCCGAGCAGUAGCCUACGAGUCGUGAGUGUUUGGGCGUCCGUGAUGUCGGGUGACAACCUCACCCUGUCCUGGAGGAGCAUGUCUCCCAGCAGCCCCUUGGAUUCCCCGACAAUGUCUCCCAUGGCAAUCAUCGGCAGGGACAGCAUCUCGCCGGUGAAGAUCAUCAAAGUGUGUUUCCUUAGCAACAGCUCCAACCUGGGCAAGAACUUCAAACUGGUCCGCUGUGAGGAGGGGUGGACCGUCAAGACUGUCGUGGAUAUGGUCCUGUCCAGUGGCUGUGUGGGUCCCAACAUAAAACACAACCUGUGCUUCGGCCUCCUCCUCAAACACCUCAAGUCCUCAGAGAUGCACUGGCUGCACCUGGACAUGACUGUGUCUGAACUCACUCAGCGCUACGAGCAGCAGCACCUGGAGGCCGAGUGGAGAUAUGACCUGAGGAUUAGAUACAUCCCAUCAGACUUCAUGGAGUCUUUCAAAGAUGACAGCACCACCUUGCUCUAUUUCUACCUGCAGGUACGGAGUGAUUAUAUGCAACAGUAUGCCUCCAAAGUCAGUGAUGGAAUGGCGGUGCAGCUUGGUUGUCUGGAAAUUAGGAGAUUCUACAAAGACAUGAACGCUAACGGGCUGGAGAAAAAGUCCAAUUUUGAACUGCUGGAGAAGGAUGUCGGUCUGGACCUGUUCUUCCCCAGAGAGCUCAUAGACAGCAUGAAGCCCAAGCAGUUACGUCGGAUGAUCCAGCAGACGUUUCAGGGCUACUCCACCUUGCGGCAGGACCAGUGCAUGGCCAAGUUCUUCCAUACUCUCGCUCAGUGCUACAGCUUCACCCAAGAGAGAUACGCCUGCCAGCUAGUGCACAGCUGGAAUCUUUCCAUUGACCUGGUCAUCGGGGCUGACGGGAUCAGCCAACAAACUGACACCUCAUUACCCAUUUGUUUGGCCAAGUUUUCACAGGUGCGGGGUAUUUCCUGUAAGGCAGAAAGUGACGGCCGGGCCCUUCUCAAUGUUCACAUAGAAGGCGCCGAGCAGCCUCUCUCGCUGAACACCUCGUCUCUGGCGUUGGCAGAGAACAUGGCAGACUUGAUUGACGGCUACUGUCGACUGGAAGGCACCGCCGAGAGCUCGCUCAUCGCCAGACCCACCAAAGGAAGAGACGCAAGAACGAAACUUCCUGACAUCCCAAAAUGCUCCAGUGGUCCCAAGAGAGGUUUGAGUUCAGAUAUUUAUGCUGAGAUUACAGACGGGAAAGUAAACUGUGAUGAUAAACACAAGAUCUCCAGAGACGACAUCGUUGUCGGUCGGAUCCUGGGCGAGGGAUUCUUCGGAGAGGUCCAUGAGGGAGUUUAUAAAAGCCCGAGUGGAAAUAAGAUCCAGGUGGCCAUCAAAACGUGCAAAGAUUGCUCGGCUGAUGUGAAGGAGAAGUUCCUCAGUGAAGCCGAUUUGAUGAAAAACCUGGACCAUCCUCACAUCGUUCGCCUCAUCGGAGUCAUCAAGGGCGACCCCGUCUGCAUCGUCAUGGAGCUCUACGAGCACGGAGAGUUGGGGAACUAUCUCGUAGAGCAAAAGAACACCCUGGGCAUACCGGCUUUAACCCUUUACUGUCUACAAAUCUGCAAGGCCUUGGCUUACCUGGAAGGACUUAGUAUGGUGCACAGAGACAUCGCGGUGAGAAACAUCCUGGUGGCCUCGCCUGAUUGUGUUAAGCUUGGUGACUUUGGUCUGUCGCGCUACGUCGAUGAACAAGAGUAUUAUAAAGCUUCAGUUACGCGAUUACCGAUCAAAUGGAUGGCGCCAGAAUCAAUCAACUUCAGACGCUUCACCACGGCCAGCGAUGUCUGGAUGUUUGGUGUGUGUGUGUGGGAGAUCUUCUCAGCCGGGCAGCAGCCAUUUUUCUGGCUGGAGAACGGAGACGUGAUCAACCAACUGGAGUCGGGAGUCCGUCUCCACAAGCCGAAGCGCUGCCCGCCCCCCAUGUACGCCCUGCUCACCAGCUGCUGGGCCUACGAUCCGUACAGCCGGCCCACCUUCAGCCAGCUCGUCUGCUCCCUCAGCGAGAUCCACAGGAUGGAAGUGGUGCAGGAGAAGGAUGAAAGGCGGGACAGAGCCCUCUCCAUCCCCUUUAUAUUCGAUCCCAGCCUCACAGAUCCUCCGCCCAAGCCAUGCCGACCACAAGGCAACACCCUCCCUCGGGCCAAGCACAUAAAGUCACCAGAGACAGACGGCAGGCCUGUGUGGGAGAAAGAAAGAGUGGAAGACACAUUAAAAAGACAAAGAAGAGAGAUGCUGAUGGACAAAGAGUGGCUGGAGCAAGAGGAGAGACACCUGGACCCUGUCGUACGACUGGACUCACAAAUAAAGCCGUGUGAAAAAAGCCCAGAAGCCGCUCCUCCAAAGAAGCCCCCGAUGCCUGCGGCGGUCUCCCAGCCUCGACCCACAGCCGAGCUGGACCGAUCUGGAGAUCAGGUCUACACCGGCGUCAUGGCGAUGGUGAAGCAGGUUGUCCAGCUGAAGAACGAUGUCAACGCACUGCCCGUCUCCGAGUAUCCCAACGCUGUCAAGGCGGUAGGCGUCACCCUCCGCAGCCUGAUUCAAAGUGUCGAUGAGAUCCUUCCAUCGCUGCACGGUUCUGUCACCACAGAGAUCGAGGGCACCAAGAAACUGCUGAACAAGGAUUUGAGCGAGCUGAUCAACAAGAUGAGGCUGGCACAGCAGAACUGCAUCACCUCUCUGAAGGAGGACUGUCAGCGGCAGAUGUUGGCAGCGGCUCACACUCUGGCACUGGACUCCAAAAACCUGCUGGACGCCGUGGACCAGGCUCGGGUCAGGGCCAACCUGGCCAAGCCCAAGCCCGACUCACAGGGUGCAGACAGUUUCAGUGAAUGACCUGAAGGAUGGGGAGUUUAGUUCAACUCAACCAAAACUGGAUGAAACACCACAAAUAAUGUUGACAGUGUUGAAUGUGACGAUCUGCACCUUUUGUUUUCUUUUUUUCAUAACCUGUAAAAAAAAACCUUUUUUUCAGUAUUAAUGGAUUUGUGCAGCGAUGUGGAAAUCUGGUCAAAGGUCAAAGCUUUUGUUCUUUUGCUGCUUUUGCUUCAGGAACCCUCGAAAAUCUGAAAUCAUGUGAGAAAUUUGGUAACAAGCAGUUUUAAAAAAACAGCUGCGCUUGCAGCAGAGAUGACACGCGAGGAGACGCGGGAGGGUGAGGCUUUCAGCCAAUGAAGGCGAGCCAGGAAGAGUCAAAUCCAGCUUUUGGUUUCUUGUCUUUGGAUAAUGUUGUUGGUAUUUCUACAAGUAAGUUGUCACAAAUCCGGCUACUGUUUGUUCAAAGUUAUAACAGUGAGAAUAAUUUGUAUUUAUAGGUCUCAGGGUUUAUAGAUUUUUUUUUACUUGUCAAGUGUUUUCCUUUUCUUUUGGAUUUCUAUGUUUCAUAUUAUAGCUUUGGUUCCUUUUUAUUUAAAUCCUUUGUUUCCUGUUGUGACUGUCUCUCGGUUUAUGCUCCUGGAUUUCCUCUUUUCAGUCACUUGUCUUUAUCCUGCUGUUUUAGGACAUUUUUAAAUUACCUUCCUCUGCAAUUUAUUUUCUGUUUGUGAGUAAAUAAAGUUAUUUUUUAUUUUAUACCAA
This is a messenger RNA of Cololabis saira (Pacific saury), 3988 nucleotides long. RefSeq names its product protein-tyrosine kinase 2-beta-like. NCBI's taxonomy places the organism in Eukaryota, Metazoa, Chordata, Actinopteri, Beloniformes, Belonidae. Bases 410 to 3247 code for a protein of 945 amino acids. The record is from RefSeq and is a predicted model, not a curated record. Gene Ontology annotation, biological process: signal complex assembly; protein phosphorylation. Gene Ontology annotation, cellular component: focal adhesion; cytoskeleton. The transcript is spliced from 30 exons. Gene Ontology annotation, molecular function: protein tyrosine kinase activity; ATP binding.